AAACAUCCUAAAAAAAUAUCAGAACUGGGGAUGCAGCGCUCCAUCACGGGAGCAACUAUCUUGGGUUAGGUAAUUCACCUCCCUAAAGUCUGCGGUUGCUCCUGCUCCUUGGGCCAACUAUUUCAAGCACUAUAUGCGGCUGUUUCCCCCUCUCGACAACCUACUACAUUGAACUCAUCCACCAACAAACAAUCCACAACCUCUACGCCCAAGAUGCGCUUCGCCAUAUUAUUCGGGGUCCUUGCCCUUGCCAUCACUGCCACUGCUGCUCCGGCUCCAGCUCCGCAGGACCAACCUCCUUGCGUUAAGCUUCCUGAGGCUUUCUGGACCUGCAUCUCAGAUUGCCUCUACAAGAUUUGUGUCAACGUCCCCGAUGCUGUUCAAUGUAACAAGGACUGCGAUGCCAAGUGCAAGGCCAUCUACGCUCCCCACUGCGAGCCUGGUCCCCACUAA
Podospora bellae-mahoneyi is the source of this 453-nucleotide messenger RNA. RefSeq lists its product as uncharacterized. The transcript is spliced from 2 exons. The coding region runs from base 214 to 453 and encodes 79 amino acids. The record is from RefSeq and is a predicted model, not a curated record. NCBI's taxonomy places the organism in Eukaryota, Fungi, Ascomycota, Sordariomycetes, Sordariales, Podosporaceae.